CGUACACUUUGAUCUCUMUCCGCAGCUUUGACUAUGGAUGMGCGUGGCUGUAUCAAUUCUGUMUCUGCUGAAGACACCUUAGCGUUGCCGCAAAAACCACAGCCUGAACAAGUUCUUGAAGAAUCUUUGAAAAAUGCCAGCCCAAAGAAACCUUCCAAAGUGAAAAGAAAGUUGAACUUCUGUGAUGGUUACGUAAAGAGGAAAAAGAAACGAAUACCUCAACAAAAACAAGAAAAAAGUGAGACUUCUGAAGAUAAAAUACCAUCUUCAACUUCAAAAGAACCAUCAGAUAAUCUUGCUGUAUUGGAAAAAGGUUUGAAAACUCCAGAAAAAUGUGGUACAGACCAAAAAAAGGAGGAAGAACCCCUAGUAACCUUCACCAUAGGUGAUCUAGUGUGGUCCAAACUGAAAGGAUUUGAUUGGUGGCCAGGAAGGGUGGUGUCCUACCUGGAAACUCGCCUAUCCCCACCAAACCCUGGUCAUCACUGGAUCAGAUGGUUUGGAGAUGAUAAGUUCUCUCAGAUGCUUCACAUGUGUGUCCGUCCAUUCCAUGAGUUCGAAGUCAAGUUCAACCCUUCUAAAAUGAGGGGUGUCUACAAGAAGGCUAUUUACGAGGCUCUUGAGAUGGCUGCAAAGCGCUCAAAGAGAUCAUUCACCAGAGCUGACAUCAAACCCAAAGAGCCAAAGAAGAAGCAAUCUAAGAAAAAGUCACAGAAACCAAAACCUUCCAAACCACUCCCCACUGAAAAGUCAAAAGACGGACCCCUGAGUGAGGAGGAAUUCCGUGAGGCCAUUAUGAGCUGGGCCUUGGAUGGCUUUCUCCCUGAUGGACCUGCAGGAUUUGCACCAUCAGAAG
Exaiptasia diaphana is the source of this 856-nucleotide messenger RNA. Its product is annotated as DNA (cytosine-5)-methyltransferase 3A. NCBI's taxonomy places the organism in Eukaryota, Metazoa, Cnidaria, Anthozoa, Actiniaria, Aiptasiidae. Gene Ontology annotation, cellular component: nucleus. The record is from RefSeq and is a predicted model, not a curated record.